AUGACCAAAGACAAUACCACAUCAUUCCCCUCGCACGCCAUCUACGAGCCACGCCGGACAUUAAAAGUGCUGGUCAUAGGGGCUGGUGCGUCCGGUCUAUUAUUAGCAUACAAACUACAGCGGCACUUUGAUUGUGUGGAAAUCACGGUGUUUGAGAAGAACCCCGCAGUGUCCGGCACUUGGUUUGAGAAUCGAUAUCCGGGAUGUGCCUGUGACGUUCCUUCGCAUUGCUAUACAUGGUCCUUCGAGCCCAACCCCAACUGGUCCGCCAACUACGCUGGAGCCGACGAGAUUCGACAAUACUUUGUCGAUUUCUGCCAUCGCCACGACUUGCAGAAAUAUAUCCAUCUGGAACAUGAGGUGGUCCACGCAGCGUGGAAGUCGGAGACUGGCCACUGGGAGGUGCAAGUGCGCGAUAUACAACACAAUUCUCACACACAGCAUACUGCGCAUAUCUUGAUUAAUGCUACUGGAAUACUGAAUCAAUGGAAGUGGCCAUCCAUUCCCGGAUUACAGUCGUUCCAGGGAGAUCUUUUGCACAGUGCAGCAUGGGACUCGUCAGUCAAUCUAGAGGAUAAAACGGUCGCUGUCAUUGGAAACGGAUCAUCCGGAAUCCAGAUUGUCCCAGCGAUUCUACCCCAAGUGCGCAAACUCGUGCACUUUACUCGUCAAGCGGCAUGGGUCGCACCUCCAGUCAAUGAAGAGUAUCAGGAAUACUCGCCCGAACAGAUCGAACGCUUUCGCUCAGACCCAACAUACCUGCUUGGGGUUCGUCGACAGAUUGAAGCACGGAUGAACGGCUCAUUUCUGAAAUUCAUCCAAGGCUCAGACAUGCAACGUCGUGCACACGAGUAUGUCAUGCUGCACAUGAUGAAGAGACUGGACGGAGACGCCUCCCUGGCAGAGACCUUGGUACCAACCUUCCCAUUUGGCUGUCGAAGACCGACGCCAGGAACCGGGUAUCUCGAAGCACUGAAGGACUCGAAAGUGGAAACAAUUACCGGAGCCCGAAUCGCGAAUGUGACGGGUAACCAGGUGGUCCUCGAGAAUGGCACGUCGUAUACGGUGGAUGCGAUUGUGUGCGCCACGGGAUUCGAUACGUCUUACAAACCACGAUUCCCACUGGUCGGCAGAGACAGCACCACUCUCAGCGAGGCCUGGAAGGACGAAGUGUCUGCAUAUCUGGGGCUUACAGUUCCUGGAUUUCCCAACUAUUUUUCCAUCUUGGGACCGAACUGUCCGGUGGGUAACGGGCCGGUGUUGAUCAGUAUCGAAAAACAGGUCGAAUAUAUUGUUCAGGUACUGGGGAAAAUGCAGAAGGAGAAUCUACAGUCAUUUGAAGUCCGGCGGACGGCAACAGACUCGUUUAACCAAUGGAAGGAUGCAUUCAUGCAAAACACGGUGUGGACGAGUGGUUGUCGCAGCUGGUAUCAGAAUGGCUCGAAAGGGAACCAGAUCGUGGCUCUCUGGCCUGGAUCCACGUUGCACUAUUUGGAGGCGAUUCAGCAUCCACGAUACGAGGACUACAUCUGGACCAGUCCACCUGGUGUCAAUCCAUGGGCCUUUCUAGGCAACGGGCAGAGUACGGCCGAAACCCGUCCCGGAGGCGACACGAGUUGGUAUCUGCGUUCGAAAGAUGAUUCAUUUAUAGAUCCAUGUCUGAGACAGCUUUAG
Messenger RNA from Aspergillus wentii DTO 134E9, 1674 nucleotides. RefSeq names its product flavin-containing monooxygenase. Bases 1 to 1674 code for a protein of 557 amino acids. The transcript has 3 exons. The record is from RefSeq and is a predicted model, not a curated record. Gene Ontology annotation, molecular function: flavin adenine dinucleotide binding; N,N-dimethylaniline monooxygenase activity; NADP binding. NCBI's taxonomy places the organism in Eukaryota, Fungi, Ascomycota, Eurotiomycetes, Eurotiales, Aspergillaceae.